Messenger RNA from Trichoplax adhaerens, 978 nucleotides. RefSeq lists its product as uncharacterized. Lineage: Eukaryota; Metazoa; Placozoa; Uniplacotomia; Trichoplacea; Trichoplacidae. The annotation marks the transcript as partial. The transcript is spliced from 4 exons. The record is from RefSeq and is a predicted model, not a curated record.
CGAAAACGUGCUAUUAUAGCCGUCAUGGGAUCAAUUGUUGCCGACGCUGCAGCUCAACCAUUACAUUACAUAGCCGAUAGCGAUAGUAUACAUAAAAUAUUAGAACAAAACAAUGCCGUUGAUCCAGAAUUUUUGCCAGUUUCCGCAAAUCCACGUUAUAAAAUUGAUACCGGCCAACAAAGUUGCUAUGGUGAUCAACUCAUGGUCUUUAUGGAUUCUUUAGCAAACCAUGGCAUCAUUGAUGUUAAAGAUUUAAUUAGAAGAAUAGUACGUUAUUUUGGUCCAAAUUCUGAAUAUGAACCAAAAGAUCCAACGGAAAGGCCACUACCAUGUCCACUUCGUACCAGUGCCAUAAGUGAUAUUAUAUCGAACUCGUUGAGAUACGGCUUAGAUGGUCAAAAUCUUGGCCCAACAGAUGAUUAUAAUGCAGAUUGUUUAUGUAAGUUAGCUCCCGUUGUAGGCAUGUUCGCUGGCCAGCGUAAUAUGUUGGCAUCGGUUGAAAAAGUGGCUAGAAUAACACAAAACAACACCAAGAGUUUGGCGAUUUGUUUAGCUGCGGCACGAAUAUUAGAACAUUACUUGUUAAAAGGGUAUGAUAAAGACGUAUUUACAAUUGUACAAAAUGAAUUAAAAAAUCCACAACGAACCUUACCGACUGAUGAAGAUCGUAAUGUCGCCGAUAUGAUUCAGAGCAUUGUGGAUAUGAAAUCUAGAUCACAUGUAAAUGUUGUUUCUCAUGUUGGACAUAUCUUCCAAUGCUCUUUACAUGUAUUACUCACUGCUAAAUCUUAUAUCGAUGGUGUUCGCAAUACGCUGAUUGCUGGUGGCUGUAACUGUAGCCGUGCAACAUUCAUAGGAGCCUGCUUAGCAGCUCAGUUUGGCAUUGAUGCAAUACCAAUGCAAUGGAUAAGAAAAACAAAUUCAUCAUCGUACGCUUUCGAAUUGGCUAAAAAAUUAAUGAAAAUCCAAACCAAUUAA